AUGUCUCCUACACUAUCACAACAGUAUUUAAGUACCCGCGGUGCUGAGUACGGGAGAACCUUUGAAGAUGUUGUUCUUCAAGGCCUGGCCUCGGACGGUGGUCUUUUCAUCCCUGAGGAAAUCCCUGCUCUUCCCCAAUCAUGGGAGACCGAAUGGCGCGAUCUGAGCUUUGAGGAUUUGGCGCUCGAAAUCAUGUCGCUCUAUAUCUCUACGGACGAGAUUCCCCGAGAAGAUCUCAAGAGCAUCAUCUAUAAGUCCUACUCGACUUUCCGACACCCCGAGCGCACUCCUUCCGUCCUCCUUGAAAAGAACCUCUACUUGCUCGAGCUAUUCCACGGCCCGACCUUUGCCUUCAAGGAUGUUGCGCUAAGUUUCCUCGGAAACCUGUUCGAGUAUUUCCUUGUUCGAAAGAAUGCUGGAAAGACUGGCAAGGACAGACACCACCUUACCGUUGUCGGUGCUACUAGCGGCGACACUGGUUCGGCUGCUAUCUAUGGUCUCCGCGGCAAGAAAGACGUCUCUGUCUUCAUUCUCUUCCCCGAUGGCGGCCGAGUCUCUCCUAUUCAAGAGAAGCAAAUGACAACUAUCUUGGAUCCUAAUGUCCACACCCUCACCGUGGCGGGCUCCUUCGACCAUUGCCAGGAUAUCGUCAAGGCGCUCUUCGCCGAUGCGGACCUUAACUCCACCCACAACAUCGCCGCGGUCAACAGCAUUAACAUGGCCAGAAUCCUGGCCCAGAUCACCUACUUCUUCUACUCCUACUUCUCCCUCACCAAAACCGCCUCGUUCACCAAGGAAUCCAACGUGCGCGUGGUCGUCCCGUCCGGCAACUUCGGCGACAUCCUUGCCGGCUGGUUCGCUAAGCAGAUGGGUCUCCCCAUCGAGAAACUGGUGAUUGCCACCAACGAGAAUGACAUUCUCGAUCGCUUCUUCCGCAGCGACGGCCACUACACAAAGAAGGCCCUCGACGCGACCACCGACCACGGCGUGAAGGAAACCUACAGUCCAGCCAUGGACAUCCUCGUCAGCAGUAACUUCGAGCGCCUCCUCUGGUUCCUGUCAUACAAAACCGCCAGCGGCAGCGAAGCCGAGCGCCGCAAGAUCGCCUGCGAAAGUGUCAGUGGGUGGCUGAACGAGCUCAAGACCAACGGCGGCUUCCAAGUCCCCAGCGCCGUCCUCGAAGCCGCCAAGGUCGAUUUCGAGAGUGAGCGCGUCAGCAACGACGAGACCAUCGCUAUGAUCCGUGAUAUCUACAAGACUUCCUUCCCUAAGGGUCUUGGUCCCGGCUCCGCCAAGAGCUCCAAGACCGGUGGGUACAUCCUUGACCCCCACACUGCUGUUGGUGUUGCUGCUACGCGCCGCUCGUUGGCGCGCAACCCUGAGGAUAUCCAUAUCUCUCUGUCCACUGCCCACCCGGCUAAAUUUGCCAGCGCUGUGGACCUUGCUCUGCGUUCCGAGGAUGGUUACAACUUCACGGAGAUCUUGCCCCAGGAGUUCAUUGGUUUGGAGCAGCGUGAGAGUCGGGUUACCGCUGUCGGCGAGAGUGCUGGAUGGCAGGGCGUCAAGGAGAUUGUCAAGGCGGAGCUUGAACAGGAGUUGCAGGGGUUGCGAUAG
Messenger RNA from Penicillium roqueforti, 1614 nucleotides. RefSeq names its product threonine synthase THR4. The record is from RefSeq and is a predicted model, not a curated record. Bases 1 to 1614 code for a protein of 537 amino acids. NCBI's taxonomy places the organism in Eukaryota, Fungi, Ascomycota, Eurotiomycetes, Eurotiales, Aspergillaceae. Gene Ontology annotation, molecular function: threonine synthase activity; pyridoxal phosphate binding. Gene Ontology annotation, biological process: L-threonine biosynthetic process. The transcript has 2 exons.